UUCCAAAGCUCUACGUUCCAGCAAUGCGCAUGCGCAGCCCAAGCCGCCGGGGCAGCGUGAAAGGCUGGCGGAAGCGAGCUCUCUUUCCUCUUCCGGUGUGGGCGCCAUCGCUGCCGCAGCUCCAAGAUGGGCAAGUUUAUGAAACCAGGGAAAGUCGUCCUUGUCCUCGCUGGGCGUUACUCCGGACGCAAAGCUGUUAUUGUUAAGAAUAUUGAUGAUGGCACCUCUGACCGCCCCUACAGCCACGCUCUGGUGGCUGGCAUCGAUCGCUACCCACGCAAAGUGACAGCAAGCAUGGGCAAGAAGAAGAUUGCCAAGCGUUCCAAGAUCAAGUCCUUUGUGAAGGUCUACAAUUACAACCACUUGAUGCCUACCAGGUACUCCGUUGAUAUUCCCCUUGACAAGACCGUUGUCAACAAGGAUGUCUUUAGGGACCCUGCGCUGAAACGUAAAGCCCGGCGGGAGGCCAAAGUGAAAUUUGAGGAGAGAUACAAGACAGGCAAGAACAAGUGGUUUUUCCAGAAGCUCAGAUUCUGAGUGGCAUGCAUUUGCACCAAUAAAUAUUUUUGAAAAGCCCA
Molecule: messenger RNA, 578 nt
Organism: Podarcis muralis (Common wall lizard)
Lineage: Eukaryota; Metazoa; Chordata; Lepidosauria; Squamata; Lacertidae
Gene: RPL27
Product: ribosomal protein L27
Biological process (GO): translation
Cellular component (GO): ribosome
Molecular function (GO): structural constituent of ribosome
Source: RefSeq, a predicted model, not a curated record